Molecule: messenger RNA, 652 nt
Organism: Lolium perenne
Lineage: Eukaryota; Viridiplantae; Streptophyta; Magnoliopsida; Poales; Poaceae
Source: RefSeq, a predicted model, not a curated record
UGUCUCCGUUUCUUACCUUUCCCUCCAUAGAUUCCACAUUAAGGAGCGUAUCCGUCUUCAUCAUGGCUGACGGAGAGCCACCGCAGGUGAACACACUUGUAUUCCGCGGCGAGGUCAAGGGCGAUCCCGAGAGCGCAGUGGAGAGCGCCGCCGAGGUCGCGCUCCGCUAUCUGUCCGACGAGUACGGCUUCCACCUCGACGACUUCAACUACUCCGCCUACAUUGAGAGCAGGGAGACUCUGCUCGUCGCACAGGAAUACAACCGCAAGCUGGGCGCACUGCUCAAAGCUGUGCAGGACAGGGCCAUCCGCAAGAAGCAGCAGCUGGACAAGCUUGUCCAAGACGUGAAAGAGGUCUGCCUCAACUUCGCCGACGUGCUGCCUGUGCGUGCUGCUGGCCCGAGCGGCGUCGAGUAUGUCGGUCCACCUUCGCCGCCGGCAGGCGGAUACGACAAGCUGGCCCUCGAUCUCGUCCAGCUUCUUCAGUAAGAAUGUGUUUCCAGCUUCUUCAGGUCUGUACGUGCUGGGAACUCGUCGAAUGUUGUCCUUAGCUGCUCAGUUUAGAUGUGUAGGUACCUAUCUUAGAAUCGUCUAGUAGUAAAAUGGUAUGCUUCAUGCAUCCAGUUUGUUCAUUUUGGGAAAUGCUUGCUCUG